AUGAGUUCACGCGAGCCCAACCACACAGAAGGCGACGGGACAGUUCAAUGGACUGAAGAAGAACAACACGAGUUGGACAAAAACAUGGUGGAGUACCCCGAGGACAAAUUUACCGAGUUGAAGCGGUACACACUUUUACUCACAAAUUUACCACACAAGCGCCUUCGUGAUGUUGCUGCGAGAGUGAAGUAUAUGAAGUACCGAGAGGUACACCCUGAAAUGACUUGGCAAGCUUUCUGUAAAGAUAAAAGUCUUAUUCGGCCACAACGAGUUGUUGUAACGACUAAAGUCCCAAGUAGGUCAUCGAGUCAAGACAGUGACGUCGAAGGGUCAUCCGUUAAAGGGAAAAAGCCCGAAGAAACGGCGAUGGAAAUUAUUAAACCGGACUAUGACAACGUCUCCGGAAGUCUUGGAGGGUUUGAGUACCAAGACCCAUGCACUGAACUCCCAUCGAUCCCAUCAAUCAACACCAAAGCAAAACCGCCUAAAAAGAAGAAGGCAAAAGUCGUGAAGAAGGCGAAGGAGAAAGUCGACAAAAUUAAAAUGGAGAAGUUCGACGAGAAAAAAGACGAGAAAAAUGUCGAAGUCAAAAACGAGAAGAUGGAGGAAGACGGAGAACAUCUGCCACCUCCAACUAACACAUUGGACUUGGACAGUAUCAAUUCGAUUAUGAUGAAUGCAGAGACGAUAUUGGAAGCAAUGUAUCAGACGGAAUUGGAGAAUGGCGGAUUAAUGGUGGAACACGUUGUCGCAUUUGUCAGUUAUGUGCAACAGAUGUUGGACUUCACAGCUGAGAUCACUAAACCCCUUGAAUUGCCAUGCACCAUACAAACACCAUUUACUGCGGAGGACGUACAACAACUGAUCCUCAACCCACAGCUGAUUAAAAUGUAUGAAGAACAAAUCAACACAAUCCAAAACGACGGAUCUGUACAACAAGUCCAAAGCCAGAAGAUCGAAGAAGAGAAGCAUAAAUAA
Entamoeba invadens IP1 is the source of this 978-nucleotide messenger RNA. RefSeq lists its product as hypothetical. Bases 1 to 978 code for a protein of 325 amino acids. The record is from RefSeq and is a predicted model, not a curated record. The transcript has a single exon. NCBI's taxonomy places the organism in Eukaryota, Evosea, Mastigamoebida, Endamoebidae.